AUGGGUAAUGGUGCUAAGGCUCAGCAGAAGAGAGAGCGCAAUGCCGAGAAAGGAGCUGCAAAAGGCUCGAAAAGCCAAAGCAAGGUGAACGAGGCUGCCAAGUCCAUCAUUUGCUCUACGUGCAGGCAAUCAUUUUUUAUCACCACCCGCGCACCAGCAUUGGAGGAGCAUGCGCAGAACAAGCACUCCAAGACGAUGGCUGACUGCUUCCCAGGCGUUAAAGCUUAG
Molecule: messenger RNA, 228 nt
Organism: Pleurotus ostreatus (oyster mushroom)
Lineage: Eukaryota; Fungi; Basidiomycota; Agaricomycetes; Agaricales; Pleurotaceae
Exons: 4
Coding region: 1-228 (75 amino acids)
Source: RefSeq, a predicted model, not a curated record